Messenger RNA from Phasianus colchicus (ring-necked pheasant), 3208 nucleotides. Lineage: Eukaryota; Metazoa; Chordata; Aves; Galliformes; Phasianidae. The record is from RefSeq and is a predicted model, not a curated record.
AAGGAGGCAGUGAGAGCACAGAGCCAGGCACUGGGGACCGGGUGUGACCACUUAAGGGACACCGCCCACCCCCACGGCCCUCUGUGCCCCCAUAGGGCACCACCCAAAGUCAUGGAAUUGGGAUGAGCUCAGCCCAAGUGCCCCCAGCAGCAUCCUUGUGUUGGGGGACACAUGGCACCGUAGGAUGCCAUCCAUCAUGCCAACACAUGGCACUAUGAUGCCCAACACGUGGUACCACAAUGCCCAACACACGGUGCUGGAGGUCCCCAUGCUGCAGUACCCAAAAUAUGGCACUGUGAUGCUCAACACAUGGCACUGGAGGUCCCCAUAUUGUGAUGCCCAACACAUGGCACUGCGAUGCUCAACACAUGGCACUGGAGGUCUCCAUAUUACAAUGCUCAACACAUGGCACUGGAAGUCCCCAUAUCGUGAUGCCCAACACACAGCACUGGAGGACCUGAUCCCACAGUGCCCAACACAUGGCACUGCAGUGCCCAAAACACACCAAUGAAGGUUCCCAUCCCACAGUGCCCAACACAUGACACCACGAUGCCCAACACUGCCCUGGAGGCCCCCUCAAUGCAAUGCCCAACACAUGGCAAGAUGAUGACGAUGCCCAAUGCGCAACUCUGUCCCACCGCAGACGCAGGGCUGCGUGACCCCGAGCCACAGCCAUGGGGGGGAUUUGGGGCCGUAGGACAGAUGGAGGCCAAGGGCCCCAAAGCAGGAUAAAGGGUUUAAGCUAAUCAAAAUGCCUGGCUAAUUGUAAGGCGCUUAGGGGCUGGCCGGGAGGCGGCGCGCCGGGAGGUGACCCGCUGCUGAAUCAGAGAGGCUGGUAACCUUAGCCUGCAGGGAACGGAUCCGUGCGCCCAGAUCGGGUUCCCACCCAAGUUUUCCACCCACGGCUCCGCGGUGGGACGCCGAGAGCCGGAGCUGUGCACACACGGGGCUGCCCGGUGCCGGGCAUCGAGCCGCUGUAGGGCUGUAGGACGUGGGGCAGUGGGUUACCCAGCAGCAAUCUGGCCGGGCUCCGUAAUCCCACCUGCCCCUAAUUGGGCGUCCCCCCCCGCCACGCCGUGCCGUGCAGUGCCGAGCCGUGCCACGGGGCCAUUGCGGCAGCGGCGCCCGGCAGCGCAGACGUCCCCGCAGCCCCCUGGGGCCGCCCCCCCCCCAGCAGAGGCGGAAGAUGCCAACAAAUGGGAUCCACCAGGUCCUGAAGAUCCAGUUCGGGCUGAUCAACUGCGAGAGCCGCUACCUGACGGCGGAGAGCUUCGGCUACAAGGUGAACGCCUCGGCGCCCAGCCUGAAGCGCAAGCAGAUAUGGACGCUGGAGCAGGACGAGGCCGACAGCUCCGUCGUCUUCCUCAAGAGCCACCUGGGCCGCUACCUGGGGGCCGACAAGGACGGGCAGGUGCGCUGCGAGGCCGAGCAGCCGGGCCGCGAUGAGCGCUUCAGCAUCAUCACGCAGUCGGACGGGCGCUGGGCGCUGCAGUCGGCGCCGCACCGGCGUUUCUUCGGCGGCCGCGAGGACCGGCUGUCCUGCUUCGCUCCCAGCAUCACCGAGGGCGAGCUGUGGACCGUGCACCUGGCCAUGCACCCGCAGGCCAACCUGCUGAGCGUCAGCCGCCGCCGCUACGCACACCUGAGCGCCCACGAGGACGAGAUCGCCACCGACAGCAACCUGCCCUGGGGGGUGGACGCGCUCAUCACGCUCUGCUUCCAGGACAAGAAGUACAGCCUGCGCACGGCCGACGAGCGCUACCUGCGCUGCGAUGGCAUCCUGGUGCCCGAGCCCGGCGCCCGCACCGGAUACACGCUGGAGUUCAAGGCGGGCAAGCUGGCCUUCAAGGACUGCGAUGGGAAAUACCUGGCGCCCACCGGGCCCACCGGAACGCUCAAAUCCGGGCGCAGCUCCAAGCCGGGCAAGGACGAACUCUUCGAUCUGGAAGAAAGUCACCCCCAGGUGGUUUUCACGGCAGCCAACGGCAGAUUCGUCUCCAUCCGGCAGGGCGUCAACGUGUCGGCCAACCAGGAUGAGGAGCUGAACCACGAGACCUUUCAGCUGCAGAUCGACCGUGACACCAAGAAGUGCAGCCUGCACACCAAUGCUGGCAGCUACUGGACCCUGGUGGCCCACGGGGGCAUCCAGGCCGUGGCUACCGAAGUUGCUGCCAACACCAUGUUUGACAUCGAGUGGCGCGGGCGGCGCGUGGCCCUGCGUGCCAGCAAUGGCCGCUAUGUGUGCACCAAGAGGAACGGGCAGCUGGCGGCCGUCAGCGACGCGGUGGGUGAGUGCAAAACCGGGGCUGGAGGUGGGGGCCGAUGGGGACAGUGCCCUCCCAGCCCCGCUCAGCCCCGUCCCCGUUGCAGGGGAGGACGAGGAGUUCACCCUGAAGCUGAUCAACCGGCCCAUGCUGGUGCUGCGGGGCGAGCACGGCUUCGUCUGCUACCACCGAGGCUCCAACCUGCUCGACUCCAACCGCUCCGUCUACGACGUCUUCCACGUGGGCUUCAGCGACGGCGCCUACCAGAUCCGAGGUGCGUGGCGGUGCGGGGGGAUGCGGGGCCGCCCACUGCCCCGCUGACGGCCCCCCCGCGCUCUUUGCAGGUCAGGGGGGGAAGUUCUGGUACGUGGCGAGCAGCGGGGCAGUCUGCAGCGACGGGGACCUGUCUGAGGAUUUCUUCUUCGAGUUUCGGGAGCGCGGGCGCGUUGCCAUCAAAGGGAAGAACGGGCGGUACCUGCGCGGGGACCCGGCCGGCACCCUGCGGGCCGACAGCGAGUCGGUGCUGCGGGCCACGCUCUGGGAGUACUGAGCCCGGGGACGGGGGGACCCGGUGGCACCGACGGCAGCAGCCGCGUCCCCGACCCUCCCCAACUCGUGUCAUUAAAGUGCGUCUGGAUUGCAGCAAGGCACGGCCUUUUCCUUCGCAGCCAGGGCACGGUGGGUCAGGAUCUUGCCUUCAUCUCCUCCCCGUGGCCCCAUAACCCCGAAUGGAGUGCGUGGAUGCUGUGCAGAAGGGCACAGGGACACGGGCUCGCUGCCAGGGGGUGGCAGCAGGGCACGGAGAUGCCACGUGCUGGGGACAGAGCAGCUCCGCGCUCGCUGUGCCACGGGGUGGCAGAGCGCUGCGGUGCCCCUCUGGGUGCCCGCAGGGAUACGGGUGCUGUGGGGGCUGGGGAGGGGGCUGCAGCCCCUCAGGCGGCGCC